This is a messenger RNA of Terrapene triunguis (Three-toed box turtle), 2296 nucleotides long. It is a transcript of the gene EXD3, whose product is annotated as exonuclease 3'-5' domain containing 3. NCBI's taxonomy places the organism in Eukaryota, Metazoa, Chordata, Testudines, Emydidae. Gene Ontology annotation, biological process: nucleobase-containing compound metabolic process. Gene Ontology annotation, molecular function: 3'-5' exonuclease activity; nucleic acid binding. The transcript has 20 exons. The record is from RefSeq and is a predicted model, not a curated record. The coding region runs from base 185 to 2296 and encodes 703 amino acids.
GGCGCCGCACCACAGAGCCCGGCCGCUGCUACCGGCUUCCGGCGUGUUGUCAGUGGUAUACAGAGGUGGAAUUACUCUGUCAUCACUGAACAGGCAACACAUGCACUAUCCUCCUCCUUGGAAUUGAGACCACUGACUGCACCAUUUUAGCUCAACAUUUUAACUUGGUGUCCAUCUAGAAAGGAUGAAUCAGGAGAGCAGCCCAAGCGACCACACUGAUGGCCAGGACUCACUCCUAUUGCUGAAAACCCUUCAGUCCCUCUGGACAAAGAAAGAGAUGAACAAGCUCAAGGAAGAAACCAGGCGGGGUUUUGCAGCUCUGGAAGACCCAUUGGCUGGACUCCUGGACAUGCUGGAGAGUAGCAGUGACUGGAAGGGGAAAGGGCACUCCCUGGGGUAUUACAUCACCAAUGAGUUGCAACUUUGGAUAAAGGAACAUCCUGCUGUUCAGGAGUCUGGCUUGAGGCUGAAGAAACUCCAGACCCGAGUGUUCAGAAUACUAGCCCAGAGCCAAGUUAAUCUCCUUGACCCUCUGAUCAGCAUUUUUCAGCUACAUACAGCAGACCAGAACAGUUUGCUUGGACAUGUCAGUCACGUUUACCACAAGGGCAAGUACAAAGAGGCAGCCAUUCUGAGUAUAAAGCUAAAAUUGCAGCUGGAUCUAGAUGUGGAGAAGAUGUGCACUCCAUUGCUACUUCAAGAGAAAACUAACCUAGUAGAGGCUUAUGUGGCAGAAUAUCCUGAUCUCCAGCGCAAACUCUUGCAGACCCUGGAUAUGUGGUGUGAACCUAGUUUUAAUACUACAGACAUCUCAAGGCAGUAUCAAGGUUUACGACCUAACAAACUCAACCAUAAAAUGUUAAGCAAACUGGUCUUCAGGCUCCUAGAACAAUAUAACCUAGAUCCAGCUCUCUGUCCGAAUGUCAUAAAUCAGCGGCACCUAGGAUCUCUGAAAUAUCUCUUCUACAAGAGGUUUGUUGAGAAAACCAUGACUCAGGAGAAUUGGGCCGAUCAUGUUCAGAACACAGUUGGGGAGAAUCGAUGGCUACAAGAGCAGCUGAUCCAACUGCUAGUCAGCUACUGUGAUCUGAACACAGCAGCCAGGUGGGCUCUCCGCUAUAGCUUACCUGAGAAGACCCUGCCUUAUGGAGUGGCCAAUGAACUUCAGAAACUCAAGGCCCAGGAGAGGGUAGAAGAUGCUGAGAGCAGAGUGGAUGACUAUGAAAAGGAUAAGAAGGAGGGUUAUUACCAGCUCCCCAUUCCCAGGGAGAACAUUCACUUUCUGCAGACAUGGGAAGGGAUGCUGAAGUGGAGGGAGAAGGUGCUGCAGCCCGGCCAGGUUGUUGGCAUCGAUAUGGAGUGGAGGCCGUCAUUCGGUGUGGUUGGAAGGCCACGCGUCUCAGUGCUGCAGAUUGCUAUCGAGGAGCAGGUGUUCCUCCUGGAUUUGCUGCAGCUCCUCAAGCCAGAUGAGAUGGAGGAGCUUUCUCACUUUGUCCAGACCCUCUUCUCAGAUCCAGCCAUCAUUAAACUAGGUUAUGGGAUGUCCGGAGACCUGCACAGCCUAGCUGCUACGUGCUCUGCUUUUAAAGAAAUGGAUAAGCACAUGCAAGGCAUAGUGGACCUGCUUGCAGUAGAUAAACAAUUACAGAAAUGCUGGAGGAAGAGCAGACUUCAAGUUGACGUACUGUCACAGGAGAAGAGCUGUGGAGACAGAGGGUUCAGGCAGCCGGAAAGAGGGCUCAGUCUGCUGGUGCAGCAUGUCCUGGGGAAACCUCUUGAUAAAACUGAGCAGCUCUCCAACUGGGAGAAACGGCCGCUGCGGGAGGAACAAAUCCUCUAUGCAGCUUCUGAUGCUUACUGCUUGCUGGAGGUGUAUAAGAAACUGUGUGAGGAUCCAUCAGGCUUUGGCCUGUGUUCAGAUCUCACUGAGAGCCUGGUGGGUAAACCUACCACAAAAUCCAGGGCAAAGAAGCAGCUGAAUCAACAAGAAAUGCCAUCACCUUCCGAGCAGCAAGCCAAAGUGAUAGGCAUGGAGGCCUUGAGCCCCCCUCCUUCCAUCUCCCCGAAGGAGUUCAGCGUGGUCUGUGAUAACAUGCUGCAGGGACUUGGGCGCCACCUUCGCUGCCUCGGAGUGGACGUCCGUAUGCUAGAGAAUGAUGACAACCAUAGAAAAGCUGCUGAGAUUGCCAGGCAGGAAGGAAGGGUCAUUUUAACCUCUGGACUCCCAUAUCAGACAGUCCUGGAGAACUCCCAGGUCGGGUUCCUACAGGAGGAAAGACAAGGACAAGGGGCAUAA